Molecule: messenger RNA, 1680 nt
Organism: Penicillium robsamsonii
Lineage: Eukaryota; Fungi; Ascomycota; Eurotiomycetes; Eurotiales; Aspergillaceae
Product: fungal specific transcription factor domain-containing protein
Exons: 1
Coding region: 1-1680 (559 amino acids)
Biological process (GO): DNA-templated transcription
Molecular function (GO): DNA binding; zinc ion binding
Source: RefSeq, a predicted model, not a curated record
AUGGCACGCUCCCGCUACUUUGACGAUGCGGUGUCAAUCAACGAAGAACAGGCUAGAUCAUAUCCAGAAGGAGACGCAGAUGGCCCAACUGAAGAUGAUAUCCAGCUACUCAGGCUGCAAGGUGCAUUCGACCUCCCACCACGAGCUAUCCGAGAAGGAUUGAUUAACACCUUCAUGGAACGAUGUUCACCAUGGAUGCCGAUAAUCGAGCGGAGCUGGCUAGAAGAAAGCGGCUCUCAGAAGCCAUCCAUGUUACUUCUCCAGUCUGUCUUCGUCGCUGCGAGCCGAGUCACAUCUGCACCGGGUGUGACUGCGUACGCAUCUUUGCAUCAGUUUUAUCGUCGCGCGAAAGCUUUGUUCUGGUCUGGAUAUGAGAGAAAUCCAGUGACUGUCGUCGCAGCAGUGUGCAUUUUGCAUUGGUAUAACCCGGAAGGUCCUGAGCAUGUGUCCACCAAUACCAGUGGAUUCUGGCGAUAUGUGGGAGUUGGGUUAGCUCAUCAGAUUGGAUUGCACAAGGAGCCAACGAAUAAAAGAGAUGCUGCCCUGAGGCGCAGACUGUGGUGGACUCUAUAUGUAAGUCAGGAAUGCGUUUUUUUCCUAGCACAGAAAAACACUGACACCAGACAGGCUAGAGAUUGUUGUAUUUCUGCAGGACAGGGCCGGCCACUAGCAGUGAAUCUGGAGGACUGUGAGGUGGCACCGCCUUGUCCCGAGGAUUUCCAUGAUUCAAGCUCAAAUGCCACUCUAUUCAUCGCAUAUGUUGAGAUCAGUUCUAUUCUGGGCCAUCUCACCGAGUAUUGUCGUCGCAAGACCCUCACACGCGAGGCCCGACAGAACCUCGAGAAUCGUUUAUAUCGAUGGACACGCGAUCUUCCACCCUCACUGCGUUUGUUUUGCAACCGGAGUACCUCAAAUGAUACAGCAUCACCGGAAAGAACACUGGCUCGAUACAACUUUGAAGCACGUCAGCUCCACAUCCCAUACUUUACCUGCCUGGCAAUCAUGUGUCGACCCAACCCCGGGGAGUCCGCGUCACCAGGCGUGCUUUUAGCAUCGUCGUUUAUCGCCGGGAUAUAUGAAGACUUCCUUGCUCGAGAUGAGAUCCAAUUCCUAAGCCCGGUAUUCACAUUCCACCUUUUGGCUGCCGGAAUCGGGCUUCUCUCCUGCAAUAACGUACCAUCACACCGGGAGAAGGCAGCAGUUAGCUUGGAAUCCAUUUACCUGGCCCUCGAGGAACUUGCAAAACGCUGGUCAUCUGCGAAAGGCAGUCUAAGAGCAUUGAAGAGCAUUGCUGAAAAGCAGCGGAGCACAUCCACAAUAGACGAAUUGCCGUCGAUGGCGCUCUCUAGAGAACAUCAUCCGUUUUUUGAGGGAUUUGGCCCGGAUCUCUCCUGGGCUUGGUCAUUUUUCAUGGACCUCGGACAAGCUGUGGGAAAUGAUGGGAGCACAUAUCACUUUAUGGGAACCGGGAUUCCAGAGCUAGGAAAUUGGGCCGAGUCCCGGGUACCGGAUGCUAUAUCUUCGGAUGAAUACAGGCCACUCACUACGAUGCUGGACCGCAACAAAGGCCUCGCUAUGGGAGAUAUGUCGCAAGAUAUUUCAGGUGAUUUCUUUAAUCAAUACCAGGGAAUGGGAGACUGGCUGUUCAAGGAUUUGGAAUGGAAUGGCGAGAUUGCCUAG